Fundulus heteroclitus (mummichog) is the source of this 3756-nucleotide messenger RNA. RefSeq names its product sp4 transcription factor. Lineage: Eukaryota; Metazoa; Chordata; Actinopteri; Cyprinodontiformes; Fundulidae. The transcript has 7 exons. Gene Ontology annotation, molecular function: RNA polymerase II cis-regulatory region sequence-specific DNA binding; DNA-binding transcription factor activity, RNA polymerase II-specific. Gene Ontology annotation, biological process: regulation of transcription by RNA polymerase II. The coding region runs from base 602 to 2911 and encodes 769 amino acids. The record is from RefSeq and is a predicted model, not a curated record.
UGAAUAUGUGGGAGGAGCGCGUCCGCCCACAAAAGCCACAGCUAUCUCCCCGUUAUCGAGCCCAAUUGUGUACGAAUUAAAGGGAAUAAGCUCAAAACACAAACGCUGGUGGCGGCUCGCUCUAGUUGCGCGGCGGACGGCGACGAGACGUCCGCGCGUCGUGUGGCGUCGGGGGGGGAAAAAAAGCGGCGGGGGACGGAGAGGCAGGAGCAGCGAGGAGGGUGUUGUCCUGAUGCUUAAAUGGAAGUGGGUGGGCCUCCACGGUCACACACCGCCAACUUCUCUGUGGACAUCGCUCUGACAAGCACAAAUUAGCUCGUUUAUGGACUGCCUGUCCGGCGAGAGCGACAGAAGACGAGGGCUGCGAGGAGUCCGGCGGCGCGGAGACGGUCGCGGCGCGCGCUGUUGUUUCCGUUAUUUUCGGGGGGCUGCUUGAUUGUGCCUUCGCUUGGCACCGCCCUUCCUGGCUGGUGGGUGGUUUCGUCAAACGGGCUGAUCGGCUACGGCCCAGAGUCGAACAUAUAGGCCGUCCUCCGCCUCCGUACCCGGCCGGCCUUCUACCGUGAACUACACCCUCUCCCUCUCGGUAUAUUAAUGCGUUAUGAGUGACUCGAAGAAGGAAUCAUCUGGAACAGAAGGAGGGAAAGCAUCUAAACGGGGCAAAAGUUCAGGAACACAGGAUUCCUCUCAGCCAUCUCCAUUGGCUCUGCUAGCAGCCACCUGCAGUAAGAUCGGAGGGCAAGGGGGAGCAGAGGGGUCCCAGGCCCAGGCGGGUGCCCAGCAGAUCCAAGUCCAGGCUGGUCAAAUCCAGCUGCAGGCAGGUCAGCUUCAGGGUCAGAUAGUGGUGGACGCAGCCGGGGGCCAGGCCCUGGUGCCCCAGCAGCUGGAACUGGUCCCCGCUCAGUUCACGGGGAACGGCUGGCAGAUCAUUACAGCAGCUCCAACCAUGGCCAAGGAGAACACCAGUCAGCCUGUUGCCGUUACAGUGGCCACCACUUUGGCCAAUGACAGUUCACCUGGAGGACGCAAGGUGAAAACCACAAGUGGCACCAAUAGUGUCCCAGCCAAUCAGCAGCAGCAGCAACAGCAGCAGCAGCAGCAAUUCCAGAUCAUCCAGGUUCAGAACCUGCCCAAUGCUGGAGGCGGCGUCCACUAUCAGGUCAUUCCUCACCUGCAGACUGCGGAUGGACAGCAGAUUCACAUCAACCCCCAGCCGGCCUCCAUUGGGGCCCUGCCUGAACAGGUUCAGCUCAUCCAGACCCCAAACUCAGGCCAGACCCAGGCCAUCCUGCAGCCAGCCAACCAGCAGGCUAUCCUACCAAGCACAGCCAAUCAGACGGUCCCGCUGCAGAUCCGUCCUUCUCAGACUUUCCCAAUUCAGCUGCAGACUCUGCAGGGCUCCCAGACUCCUGUUAUGACCACUGUGCCCAUAAAUCUAGGUGGCAUGACCCUGGCUUUGCCGGUGAUCAACAACGUUGGCGGGAGCGGGGCAGUGCAGCUCAUCCAAUCAGCAGAUGGCACAUUCUCUGUUGCUAAUGGCAACCAGCUGGUGACAACAGCGGUGACAGGAGGAGGUCCCGCUGCAGCCGGCACUGGGUCAACACCUACAGUAACCGAAGGGGACAGCGGGUCUGAUGGCACUCAGGGGGUUUCUGCUUCCCCUGAGAUUGUCCCCGAUAACACCCAAGUACAAAGCAACGAGGCAGACUCCCAGAACCAGGCCAAUGGUCUCCAGAACCAGUCAGAUUCGGCAGGAACCAUCCAGCAAGUGAUCGUGGGCCAGGUGGGGCACCAGCUGGUGCAACAGAUCCAGCUGCAACCCCAGGCCCAGAGUCAGGGUCAGACACAGAACCAGCAGCAACCACAACACAUCCAAACCCUCCAGCUGGCACCAGGACAAACUCUACAACCAAUUCAGGCCUUCCAGAACCCAGCGCAGGUUCUUAUCCGUGCUCCAACCCUGUCAUCCUCUGGGCAGAUCACCUGGCAGACCCUGCAGCUGCCUGGGGGAGUCUCUUUACAGGGCAGUCUGGGGGCGGCGGUGCCACAGCAGCUAACCCUGGCGCCAGUGGCUGGUGGGGCAGCGGUAGGGAGUGGGGGACUGGUGUCCCUGAGUGGAACCCCACUGACGCUGAGCGCGGCCCAGAUCAACCCAGGUUCUGGUGUGCAGACGGUCAGCAUCGCAGGACUUGGCACAGCGGGGGUUCAGGUGCAGGGUGUACCUCUCACCAUUACUGGUCUACAGGGUCAACCACAGGGUCAGGACACGGUUAAAGUUCAGCCCACUCCUGUGACAGUCACUGUUGGCAGCGUGGCCUCAGGUUCAUCGGUGAGUCCAGACCAGCUGGGCUCUGUUCAGAGCUCAUCGGACCAGGAGGGACUGCCCAGCAAGAGGCUGCGACGCGUCGCCUGUUCCUGUCCAAACUGCAGGGAUGGAGAGGGAAGGAACAGCAGUGACCCCACAAAGAAAAAGCAGCACAUUUGCCACAUGGAGGGCUGCGGGAAGGUGUAUGGCAAAACGUCUCACCUGAGGGCCCACCUGCGCUGGCACACUGGCGAGAGGCCGUUUGUCUGUAACUGGAUCUUCUGUGGGAAGAGGUUCACCCGUAGCGACGAGCUGCAGAGACACCGGAGAACGCACACGGGAGAAAAGCGUUUUGAGUGUCCUGAAUGCUCCAAGCGCUUCAUGCGCAGCGACCACCUCUCGAAGCACAUCAAGACACACCAGAACAAGAAGGGCGGUGCCGCCGUGGCCAUCAUCACCACUGACGACAUGGAGGAGGACCCCCCCGAAUGCCUGGCCGAAUCCCCCCAGAUCGUCUCAGUGGGAACCUUGACGCGGGACUCUGAGCCCGCCACACCCACAACCUCCAACCACCUGGAGGAAGGAGAGGAAGAGGAGUUCGAAUAGACAAAUCGAAGGCAGACUUCCUGUUUUUUUUUUUUGUUUGUUUGUUUGUUUGUUUGUUUGUUUUUUUUGGAGGUGUUUGCAGGGACUUUUGCAUAAUUUUCAAAAUUGUUUUCUUAAAGAAGAAAAUCGUAGUCUUAUAGAAGGGACUUCAAAGAGGAUCAUGUAAUGAUCAUGAAAUGGGGAAAAUAUAUAAAUAUUACAAUCUGAAGAAAACUAACAUAAUGAGAGAUUAGUUUGGCUUUUAUGUAAUAUUCUAUAACAUUUCCAUGUGCAUUAAAGGGGGACAGAAUGUAAGUAGACGAGCACAAGACAGGGGGACCUGAUGAAACUAAAACCAUCCAACGGUGAGAGGCAUUUUCCUAACAAGAAUCUAACUCUAUGCACAACGCUGUGUUCCUGUUUCAUACCUGUCUGACAGUGCUGGGGGUCAAUCAUGGUACAGGGCGGUUGCAGAGUGCCAGCAGCGCAGGCGCAGUCUGGGAUGCUGUGUGUGUGUGCGGGUGGGUGUGUUUUCAGCUAUGAUCUGCAUGAAUGGGUGUGUGCUUGUGUGCCCACGCUGCUCCAAAGAGGAUCUACCGUAUUUUUCGGACCAUAAGGCGCAGAGCGAACUAACGUGUCUUUGUGCAUCUUUGUCCACACAUAAAUCGCCCCACAUUAUAAGCCUCACUAAAUAUUCUUCCCAUGUGUGUAAUAUCACUCUGCCCCUUCACGUACACAGCUCUCUCAUGACAGUCAAGUCUUUUAGACAGUUCAGAAGUCUGAUCAGGUAGUGAAAAUAUCCAUUGAGCGGAGCAGCUUUGUUGCUUACCAAAAUUGCACACAUUUUAACAGAUUUUUGAACGCAU